This is a messenger RNA of Botrytis byssoidea, 2082 nucleotides long. RefSeq lists its product as uncharacterized. The record is from RefSeq and is a predicted model, not a curated record. NCBI's taxonomy places the organism in Eukaryota, Fungi, Ascomycota, Leotiomycetes, Helotiales, Sclerotiniaceae. The transcript has a single exon. Bases 1 to 2082 code for a protein of 693 amino acids.
AUGAUGGUGUUCUCGGGAAUUCUCAAAUCAACCAACCAAAACACUUCUCAUCCCUCAGCCACAGUCACCCUGGAUUCAACAUCACAACAACCUGCAACUACUUCUGAUGAAAGAAGCAAGAGUACCUCACCUAAAGUGUCAGCGACAGCGGCAUCUUUGACUACGGAUCCAGUGAGAAGCCCGUAUAUCCGAACGAAAGAAAACCUUCUACCCCUAGAUGCCGAAAUACCCGAUCUCCGCGAGUUAAACCACAGCCUUGAAGCGCUUGCGGCUAUCUUCCCCGAUGUUCAAGUCGAGGUGUUCCGCGAGAUGCUUUCGAGCUUCGAAGAAGAAUCUAGAUUGGCUGUCGUGACGGAAGCUUUGCUUAAACAUAAGAUGAAAUAUGUGCGGGGACGAUAUAGGGUCGCGUCGAAGGAGAAGGAAAAAGAAAAAGCUGAUGGCAAUGAAGAUGAAACAAAGCUACAGGACUCAAAGGGGAUUGUACCCGUGGAAGAGAAAUUUAGGUCUGAAGGAUAUAAGAAGGCUGUAAAGACAGUUGCAUAUCAUGAAUUUAAGGGUCUGCCGCGGUCGACAAUCAAUGCAGUAUUGGCGGAACGCAACCAUUCUUAUACUUUGGCUCGACCCACACUUGUCGAUUUAUCUUCGAAGUCUUGGCGAUUUUCUAUAUCAUCAUUCUUCUCUCGUCGAAAACCCCUGACGGCAGUGGAAGCAGGGCACCACCCUCUUGUGGUCUGGCAGUCGUCUGGACAAGGGUCUAUAAUGCCAACUAUCAAGACUACGGGAUCACCGGAACUGGACAAAGAAUUAUUUGAUUCUCUCAUUACACCUUUACAGGAACGAGCAUUAUUGGAACGAGAGGAGAAAGAUCAUGCCCUAGCACUCGAGAUAAAUAACCACGAAGCGGAAGAGCAGGAAGCUUUGCAUGAUUGUGAAUGUUGUUAUACCGCAUAUGCAUUUGAGGAACUCUCUGCUUGUGAUAUCGGAGGCCAUUUUAUAUGUUUUCAAUGUAUCAGACAUGCAGGUAACGAAGCCAUUUUCGGACAAGGAUGGCAGAGGAACAUUGAUCUCAAUGGUGGAACCUUAAGGUGCCUCGCGGCCAUGGCGGGUGAGUGCACAGGAUGUAUUCCACAGGAGCAGGUGCGACGAGCCUUCUUAGAAGAUAAAGGUGAAGAGAUUCUACGGAAACUAGACGAACGUCUAAUCGAAGACAGUCUUUUGAAAACCGGACUACCACUUAUUCGUUGCCCAUUCUGCAAUUAUGCUGAGAUUGAUGAGUUAUAUCUCCCAGAAGCUCAACAAUCGUGGCGCUUGAAACGACUUGGUCCAUCUUCUAUCUAUACUAUUUUAAUUGUGGUUUUGGGCGUUGGCAUGAUACCCUUCCUUUUACCUUUUUGCAUUCUUUUUUCUUUCCUAUUUUUAUGUCUUUCCUCAAAACGCACAUUUGGCGACUAUGCUAUCGAUCAAUUCCAAGAAUCUGUUAUUCGUUUGCGUAGGAAGCAACAUGGUCUUAAAUUCGUCUGUCAAAAUCAACGAUGUGGAAGAUCUUCCUGUAUUUCAUGUUCGAAAGCAUGGAACGAUAUUCAUAUCUGUCACGAGUCUUCUUUGCUUGCUUUAAGAACGCAAGUCGAACUUGCGAUGUCCUUAGCGAUCAAGCGAACUUGCCCACGUUGCAAUACGUCAUUUGUGAAGUCUUCGGGCUGUAACAAAUUAACAUGUGUUUGCGGUUAUCAAAUGUGUUAUGUUUGUCGCAAGGACAUUGGAUCUGGAGAGGGAUAUCGACAUUUCUGUGAACACUUUCGACCAAAUGGUGGGAGACGUUGUACUGAGUGCUCGAAAUGCGAUCUAUAUCGAUGUGAGGAUGAUGAGGUUGUGGUUAAAAAGGCCAAAGAAAAAGCAGAGAGAGAAUGGAUGGACAAGGAAGGUGGAGGAAUAGGUGGUGAUGAGAAGGUUCGAAAAGUGCUAGAGCAGAAAUGGAAAAGAGGGAGAGGUGUUACUUGGUGGGAGGGUGAGGGGUGGUGGCAAUGGAAUUUGCCGAAUAGUGAACAAAUACUUGAUAGUUUGGUUGAAGGUGUUAUUGAAUGA